Oncorhynchus nerka (sockeye salmon) is the source of this 4788-nucleotide messenger RNA. RefSeq names its product CUE domain-containing protein 1-like. Bases 490 to 1749 code for a protein of 419 amino acids. The record is from RefSeq and is a predicted model, not a curated record. Gene Ontology annotation, molecular function: ubiquitin binding. NCBI's taxonomy places the organism in Eukaryota, Metazoa, Chordata, Actinopteri, Salmoniformes, Salmonidae. The transcript is spliced from 10 exons.
GGAGGGAUGUGUGGGUUGGAAGUGUUAGGACACAUCUAGUCCACCUCUGCUCAGAGAGAACACAUCUAGUCCACCUCUUCUCAGAGAGAACACAUCUAGUCCACCUCUUCUCAGAGAGAACACAUCUAGUCCACCUCUGCUCAGAGAGAACACAUCUAGUCCACCUCUUCUCAGAGAGAACAUAGCGCUGUGUCUUCCACACACUGCCUGCCUGGGGAGACCAGCCACCACAUCCUCAGAGCAUUGGAUGCAGCUGGGUCAAAACCAGAGGAGAAGAGAGAAUGGCUUUCUGUGGUGCUGUGAUGAUGAGAGGAUAACGGGGCCAAGCACUGAGGGCCCUGAGGUGGACAGGCACAGUUGAAGCAGCAGGCCAGGGUUGAGCCAGGCAGGCAGUGGGCACCCACCGUCCAGGGACCAGGAGCCACCAUUUCUCGGGUGGUGUGGCCGGCGCGGAGGAGGGGCGCCGUGCGGAGGCUGGAGGCACUCUGGAUGAUGACCAGCCUGUUCCGCCGCCGCAACAGUGGUAACCAUGGUGACGUGGCGUCACACAGCGACAGCCCAGUCCCAGCUGAACUCAACAACGGUAAUCCCAGUGGGGGUGGGCAAACGGUGCGGCGUCUGGAGUUCAACCAGGCUAUGGAGGACUUCAGGACUAUGUUCCCCAGCAUGGAGCAGGAGGUGAUAGAGUGUGUGCUGCGGGCCAACCACGGAGCCGUGGACUCCACUAUCGACCAGCUGCUCCAGAUGAGCCUGGAAGGACACGGCUCUGAUGACGGCUCCGACUCAGAGGACAGCAUCCCCCCUGAGAUCUUGGAGCGGACGUUGGAGCCGGACAGCUCUGACGAGGAGCCCCCGCCGGUCUACUCUCCGCCCUCCUAUGACAUGCACAUCUACGACAGGAAGUACCCAGAUCAGGUCCUGCCCACAGCAUCACCACCACCCAGCUUUGAUGCCAGUCAAUCCCGUCCCUGCCAGCCCCCUCCUGGUCCACACCCUCCUGCCAGUCAAAGGCAGAUUGGAAGUUACAGGAACUGGAACCCACCGUUACUAGGCAACCUCCCUGAUGAUUUCCUCCGGAUCCUGCCUCAGCAGCUGGACAGUCUGCCACGCUCUCACAGCAGCCUAACGCCGACUAGUCUGACCCAGCCCUCCUGCUCUUCCUCCCUGUUGUCCAUGACGCAGCAGGUUGAGCCUGGGGCUGGGGCGGCGGCCAGGGCAGGCCAGGUUGGCAUGGAGACGGACCAGGAGAGAAAGCUGAAGCAGUACUUGGAGGAUGAGCGCAUAGCCCUCUUCCUGCAGAACGAGGAGUUUAUGAGGGAGCUGCAGCGCAACCGCGAGUUCCUCAUCGCCCUUGAGAGAGAUCGGCUGCAGUAUGAGUCAAAGGCAUCCAAGUCCCAUCAUUCACCAGCUUUCAUGGGGACGUCCACUCCAGGAGAUAAUUGUGCCUCAGGCUCUGGGGAGGCCUGCACCAAUGUUACAGAUGACGCCUUGUUCCGUGACAAACUCAAGCACAUGGGCAAAUCUACGCGAAAGAAGCUUUUUGAAAUCGCUAGAGCUUUCUCUGAAAACACCCGAAGAAGAAAAACAAAAAGGAGGGCCCUCAUGAAACAUCAUUCACUGGGUAAUGCUGCCUCCACUGCCAACCUCUUGGAAGAUGAAGAAGCUGGACACCUGAGUGAGGAGGACAGCAUGCUCAAGAGACCAGGCCCUCAGGAAGAGGAGGUGCCCCAACAGGAAGUGUUAUCAUGAGUUGUCAUAUAGUUUUGUCUGUGACAAUGGAAGAACAAUAUGGCUCACACUACCCUCUUCUUGACCUGAACCAGCCUGUCCCAAGUCCCUUGGAAUAUUACUACCUUCAGAUGAAAUUUCCCAGUUAUGAAGUCGUAAGUCCUGUUUUAGAAGUCAGAGCAAUUCUUCCUACCAAUGAGAUUUCAUCUAACACGAUGAGCUAGCUAACAUUGCUAAUGAUAAAGUUAGCUAGCUUGCUUAACUUUGACAAUAUGGUAAACUAGCUAUUAUCCACAUUGAUAAGUUUGACAGCGUCAAACAUUAAUUUGCUUUAUCAUCUUAUGGUUGAUGAAAGGUCAGUGAUGAAACGUCACAACUCUUAAAUUGGUUAUCUUCACUGACUUUCACUCUUGGAAUUCCAACAUGGGAGGGUUGUUCAAGUGCUUAUUUCUCAGUCGGAACAUCAUAUUUCCCACUUGAGUAGCAUUUGAAGGCAGCAUAUUGCUCUUUUGAUUUCAUGUUUCAGAAAUCAUCAAACUAGCUAGUUAGGCACUUUUUAAAAUAUUUAAGUUAUAUGUCAAAUGUAUUGUUAUUGAUGGUGAAUAUUUAAAAAAUGUUAUGAUUUAGAUUUAAAAUAUUGAAAUUAUUCCUGAUAAUUGCUGGGUGAUACAGUAAAGGCAGAGUGAAAGCUGGAGUUGUAAUUCUGAUAGGACUCAGGACCCUAGUGCAUUUUACUCUCAUAUGAAUGGAUUUGAACAUGUCUAGCUCCGGAACAUUCAAACAGUCCAUUUCUGGCCCCAUGUGAGUUUCUCUGUGUGCAACAGUGAAUGUUCUAGUUUAUGCUUCCCCCAAUGCAAUUAUAUUCUCCCAAUCUGAGACUAUACUCUCUACCAAGUUGUCUGCCUUAAGGUUCAACAACAAGGUCCAGAUAGGAACAUUUCCCCCAUUGAUCUAAUGGUACAGUUGAAGUCGAAAGUUUACAUACAUUUAGGUUGGAGUCAUUUAAAACUCGUUUUUCAACUACUCCACAAAUUUCUUGUUAACACAUUAUAGUAUUUGCAAAUCGGUUAGGACAUCUACUUUGUGCAUGACACAAGUAAUUUUUCCAACAAUUGUUUACAGAGAGAUUAUUUCACUUAUAAUUCACUGUAUCACAAUUCCAGUGGGUCAGAAGUUAACACACUAAGUUGACUGUGCAUUUAAACAGCUUGGAAAAUUCCAGAAAAUUAUGUCAUGGCUUUAGAAGCUUCUGAUAGGCUAAUUGACAUCAUUUGAGUCCAUUGGAGAUGUGGAUAUAUUUCAAGGCCUACCUUCAAACCCAGUGCCUCUUUGCUUGACAUCAGGUGUAAAUCAAAAGAAAUCAGCCAAGACUUCAGAAAAAUAAUUGUAGAACUCCGUAAGUCUGGUUCAUUCUUGGGAGCAAUUUCCAAACGCUUGAAGAUACCACGUUCAUCUGUACAAACAAUAGUACGCAAGUAUAAACACCAUGGGACCACGCAGCCGUCAUACCGCUCAAGGCAGAGAUGCGUUCUGUCUCCUAGAGAUGAACGUACUUUGGUGCGAAAAGUGCAAAUCAAUCCCAGAACAACAGCAAAGGACCUUGUGAAGAUGCUGGAGGAAAUUGGUACAAAAGUAUUUAUAUCCACAGUAAAAACUAAUCCUAUACCGACAUAACCUGAAAGGCCGCUCAGCAAGGAAGAAGCCACUGCUCCAAAACCGCUAUAAAAAAGCCAGACUACGGUUUGCAACUGCACAUGGGGACAAAAAUCGUACUUUUUUGAGAAAUGUCCUCUGGUCUGAUGAAACAAAAAUAGAAUUGCUUUGCUGCAGGAGGGACUGUUGCACUUCACAAAAUGGAUGGCAUCAUGAGGAAGAUAUAUGUGGAUAUAUUGAAGCAACAUCUCAAGACAUCAGUCAGGAAGUUAAAGCUUGGUCGCAAACGGGUCUUCCAAAUGGACAGUCACCCUCAGCAUACUUCCAAAGUUAUGGCUGAAGGACAACAAAGUGAAGGUAUUGGAGUGGCCAUCACAAAGCCCUGACCUCAAUCCUAAAGAAGAUAUGUGGGCAGAACUGAAAGUGUGUGUGUGCAAGGAGACCUCCAAACCUGACUCAGUUACACCAGCUCUGUCAGGAGGAAUGGGCCAGAAUUCACCCACGUUAUUGUGGGAAGCUUGUGGAAGGCUACCUGAAAAGUUUGACCCAAGUUAAACAAUUGAAAGGCAAUGCUACCAAAUACUAAUUGAGUGUAUGUAAACUUCUGACCCACUGGGAAUGUGAUGAAAUAAAUAAAAGCUGAAAUAAAUCAUUAUCUCUACUAUUAUUCUGACAUUUCAUGUUCUUAAAAUAAAGUGGUGAUCCUAACAGACUUAAGACAGGGAAUGUUUACGAGGAUUAAAUGUCAGGAUUUGUGAAAAACUGAGUUUAAAUGUAUUUGGCUAAGGUGUAUGUAAACUUCCAACUUUAACUGUAUAUUCCCAGAGAUGACUAAUGUAGGGGAAUACUGUUUCCAGUGUAACCAGCGAGCCCUGGUUUGAAUCUGAAUCUGGACCUUCAGUGUAACAGUAUCCAUGGGUUUUCACCUUUAGCAUGCCUAUGCCUAUUUAGUAAGUUUAGAACAUAAUUAAUUUACUGUUUCUCAUGUACAUUAUUAGAAACACUAUGAAGUUCCUUCUUCUGUUUGUGGCCCCUACAUCUUUUUUGCUUACAGUAGAGCAGUUAGACCUUCAAUUGUGAGUUGAGGCUUAACUGUCACGGUUAACUCUACUUGCAAUUUUCAUAUUCUACCAUUUUCAUUCUUAAUGAAUUGUCUUUUUCAACCACGUGUUCUUGCUGGUGAAUAUCACUGCUAUGUCUCUCAGAGUAUACCUCUUUGCACCUCAGAACUUUUACUCAAGUGGUAUGUUUUUGUUAUUUAAAGAAGAAGAAAUUAUGUCUAUUAUUUGAAGAAAACAGUUUUACUCCUGUUUUGCUUGUAGCUACUUAGGAAAGGAAGCUCGAGACUAUCACAAUGAUCCAAUGGCUUUAUGUGAUCCUACUGUAAAUGAGACCAGUAAGACUUGA